This is a messenger RNA of Linum tenue, 174 nucleotides long. NCBI's taxonomy places the organism in Eukaryota, Viridiplantae, Streptophyta, Magnoliopsida, Malpighiales, Linaceae. The record is from the annotation of a GenBank genome assembly.
AUGAUUUCGGGUAAAGCCCGUGAGGAAAAGAAUUGGACUAAGAAUUGUAGGGCUUUACCCCGAGGGGAGCCCUUCCAGAAAUUCUCGAAGGCCACGGGCAAGCCGCGGCCUAAGAGGGGGUUUGGAAAUAGUUUUCAACCAGCAAUUGACGCGCCUCGGUUAUUACCUCACUAG